AGCAAAUAACAGUAGCAACAUUGUAUAUCUCUUAAAUCGUGAAUAUCGUUUCAUCAUGGACAUUAGGUACAACUCGAUACGGAGCUUGUACAAUCACGUGACCAGAUGUGAUAUCAUGACUAUUGAAACACCUCAGUGCCUCGGCAAGUUUGGAUCCGAAUUCAUCAAACACUAAGUGAAAGAAUUACAACAAUGGCAAGCACAGCAAAGGCAGUGGCCUUCUCGCCGGCUCCUUAUCAUAUCAUCACCUAUGGAACGCUACUUGGAACGACUUUCUUCCAUACCUUCAUCAAUGGUAUCGUAAUGUUCAGGACGGUCGACCGUCCAAGCUUCUCUGCCAUCCAGCAGAAGCUCUUCCCCAUCUACUUCGGCCUCCAGACUGUCUUGCCCGGUGUUCUAGCUUUGACAUAUCCCGGAAACACCUUGAUUGGUCUGUCAAAUGGUCCUGCUGGUUUGGUAUCGGAGUUUGCCCGCUGGCACUCCCUGCUGCCUAUUAGCAUCAUGGCUUUGACCGGAGCUGUCAACCUGCUUGUCUUCCUGCCUUUGACAAUGGAGGUUAUGAAGCAGCGACGUGGCCAAGUCAAGCGAGAUGGCAAGGAGUGGUAUGCUGAGGGACCUCAAAGUGAUCAAAUGAAGGCUCUGAACAAGAAGUUUGGCAUGCUCCACGGCAUCUCAUCCUUGUUCAACCUCAUCACUUUUGCAGCAGCUGUUGGAUACGGCUUCACUCUUGGCGGUCGCGUGCUAUCUGUUGCGGACCUUGCUUAAAUAAUGUACUGAUGAAAAGAAAAUUCAGG
Messenger RNA from Fusarium redolens, 794 nucleotides. RefSeq lists its product as uncharacterized. Lineage: Eukaryota; Fungi; Ascomycota; Sordariomycetes; Hypocreales; Nectriaceae. The transcript is spliced from 4 exons. The coding region runs from base 193 to 765 and encodes 190 amino acids. The record is from RefSeq and is a predicted model, not a curated record.